This is a messenger RNA of Sporothrix schenckii 1099-18, 753 nucleotides long. Its product is annotated as pyridoxamine 5'-phosphate oxidase. NCBI's taxonomy places the organism in Eukaryota, Fungi, Ascomycota, Sordariomycetes, Ophiostomatales, Ophiostomataceae. The transcript is spliced from 2 exons. Gene Ontology annotation, biological process: pyridoxine biosynthetic process. The record is from RefSeq and is a predicted model, not a curated record. Bases 1 to 753 code for a protein of 250 amino acids. Gene Ontology annotation, molecular function: pyridoxamine phosphate oxidase activity; FMN binding.
AUGUCGGAUCCUUCAUCUACGGCAGCGGCAGCUGCUGCCGUCUCCGACGACUCAAGCUACGUUGACGACAACGACCAGAUCCGCUCAUUGCUUCGAAACUUGCCGUCGCUCAAGGGGCCCUACGCGCCUGUCGACUGGGCGGCCUUUCCGACGACGCCCCAAGCAGCCUUUGUGCGGUGGCUCCGCGACGCUAUUGCAGAGGGUGGCAAGACCGCCGCAGCAUCGGCGACGCCCUAUGAGCCGCACGCCAUGACUGUCUCGACCGUCGACGCCGAGGGGCUGCCGGACGCCCGCGUUCUCAUCCUCAAAAACGUGGACGGCCGCGGCUGGCAUUUUGCCGUCAAGGCCGCCAGUCCCAAGGGCCGCCAGCUCAUGGCCAAUUCGGCGUGCUGUCUGACUUUUUAUUGGUCGUCACUCGGCCGGCAGGUACGCAUCCGUGGCCGGGCCCUGCCGUUGCCGGUCGAGGAAUGCGCCGCUGAUUUCUUGGCCAGGCCACUGGCUUCGCGGGUCAGCGCGGUGGCGUCACCGCAAAGCGAGGUCAUGGUGGACCCUGCAACGUCCGAAAACGAACUCUCAAAGAGGACGGCCGAGGCACAGGCCCUGUUUGACAAGGACCCGGAGUACGUAUCGCCCGGAUGGCUCGUGUACGCCGUGGCGCCGACGGACGUGGAAUUCUGGCAGGGAGCAACAGACCGCCAGCACCACCGACUUCGGCAGGGCGGAAAGCCGCCAAAGCCAAAGAUGGAGGUUUAG